This is a messenger RNA of Pseudogymnoascus destructans, 1819 nucleotides long. RefSeq lists its product as uncharacterized. The transcript is spliced from 7 exons. The record is from RefSeq and is a predicted model, not a curated record. The coding region runs from base 310 to 1512 and encodes 400 amino acids. NCBI's taxonomy places the organism in Eukaryota, Fungi, Ascomycota, Leotiomycetes, Thelebolales, Thelebolaceae.
AUUGUUUACAUUCUACCCCAAAACAAACUUCCUCCUUUCACCUUUCCACACGCACCAUCAAAUUUCAAAACUCACGUUCCCCUUCACUUGUGUUUAUACACUCUUACACUCUUUCAAUCCUACACCAACUCUUUUCAAACUUCCAAAGAACAAACCUACCCCUUUUAAUUCCUUUCAUACUUCUCUUGUUGAUUGAUCUGUACGGACCUUUCAACUUCAACCUUCAGUCUCCGUUACCAACACACUGUCAAUCUUGCACAACAACUCAAUCCAAUUCAAUCAAUCAAGGUAACUGCUCAUCAAGCCAACAUGAAGGUCAACAUUCGCUCCACGGUGGCUCUCACCCUUGCUGCCCUGGCUUUUGGUGCGGCCACCGCCACCGCCCACAACACCCUCGAUAAUGAGUAUCAAGUCAGCGAGGUUGACACCGAGACUGUCGAUUGCACCGACACUUCUUCUCUCCCAGAGUUCUCGGUCCAGACCUUUUACUCCACCCAUGUCCACCAGUCAGUCAAGUACACCUUGCCCAGCGGGGGGUAUACCUUGGCCCUCCCAACGGAGGUCAUUGGGGACCUGACUAGUCUUCUCCAUGUCUACUCCCCCACCAAGGGACAGCAGAUUGCUUCUGCCACCACCUCUACUUCUGUUGAGCAGCCAACUGUAUCAUCUGCCGCCUCUACGGCCUCUACUUCCACUAGAGAAGAGCCAAUCGUCUCCACUGUCCCAUCGUUCACCAGCACCAAAGUGCAGUCUACCUUUGUUUCGGUUCCUGUUGCCAGCGAGCCUGUUCCUGCUGUUGUUCCCUCCAGCAGCGCUGAAGCUCACUCUGAGGCUUCUACCGAACCCGCCCCGGCAACUACCGAACAACCUUCCUCCACAAAGGAAAUUGUUCCCCCAGUCGUCAGCACGGAGACUCCGUUGACCAACCCUCUCCGCCCUUCCGUCACCCCCAGCGAUACCCCCACCACUGCCUCAAUUACUCUAACCACCACUGAGACCCUGCCGGGCGCUCCAAUCCCUCCAGUGAAGGAAGGCGUGUCCCAACUUUCUUCAGAGGCAUCUGAGGCGAUCAUCCAAAACCCUCACAAGACGCACGGCGGUCCCCCUAUUGUCUCGGUUGCUUCCUCGAUCUUGAGCAUGACCACCGAGACACUGACCAACUCCCACACAACCGUGGUGACUGUCAUCGAGAGCUCAACCCAAAUUCCUUUUGCAGUUGACUGCUUCUCUACCACCUACGUUACUGUUUACUCUUCCCCCAGCUCCCCUGCAUCAGUAGCCACUGCUCAUCCCAGCUACACCGCAAUUGCCCAACCCUCCACCAUCGUCGUCGCCACCGGUGUCCCCCACCCAAGCAACAACACCACCACCGUCGCGACCGGUGUCCCACGCCCAAACAACACCACCACCACCGGAAAACGCCUCCCCCCCAUCCACGGCGCCGCGCCAACCCUUUCCGCAACCCCAGGCAUUCUCCUCGCCUUCUGUGGUCUGAUCUGCUACCUGAUCUAAUCGCCGACCGGGUCGCCUUCUGCACUCGCUCUAUUGCGGACAACAGGCGUGUAUUUAUAGAACAUACAGAAGAAUUAUAGUUACCACAUUAGCUGGUUUUGCUGUUUCCGUUCUGUCCUUCAAUCAAGGCUGCUCGUAAUGUCGGAUCUCUGCGGCGGCGCUUGAGAUUGGGAGGUUCAGAUGGGAAAGUGUUUAUUGAAAAGAAGGAGAUGGGUGGCUAGGUGCAGCUGGAUCGUUUUGCACAGGUCGGUGCAGGCUGGUGUUUGGUCUGGACGGACGGUGUUCAUAGGCUGUAGUUAGGCUGGGA